AUGGAGAGGACAGCCGAGAGGCAGAUCUCAAAGUUAUCCCUUCAUCUUCAUAAUUCUGCUGAUCGUAACCUGCACCACUUAGAUGUCCUCUUCAGGAUAUGGGCUGCAGAUGGCAUCAAGGGAGAUACCCUGAUUGACAUUGGCACCGGCCCAACCAUCCACCAGUUCCUCUCUGCCUGCGAGUCCUUCCAGGAGAUCAUAGCUACCGAUUACACCGACCAGAACCGAGAGGAAGUGCAGCGAUGGCUGAAGAAGGAACCUGGGGCUUUCGACUGGAUGCCUGUCGUGAAAUACAUCUGUGAGUUGGAGGGGGACAAAGAAAAAUGGCCAGAGAAGGAAGAGAAGGUCCGAAGAGCCAUCAAGCAGUACCUGAAAUGCGAGGUGACCCAACCCAACCCUUUGGCUCCGCUGGUUCUUCCUCCUGCAGAUUGUCUGCUCUCCAACUUGUGCUUCGAUGGGGCUUGCAGAGACAUCCCCACCUACCAAUCAGCCUUCAGGAACAUCAGUUCCCUUCUGAAACCAGGGGGGCACCUUGUCUUUCAUUCAACGCUUGAGGGAUAUUACUACAUGGUUGGCCAACGGAAGUUCUCUGCCCGCUACUUGGAGAAGGAGAUGAUAGAAGAGGCAGUGAGACAGGCUGGCUUUGUCAUUAAAUGGAUUGAGGAGACCAGGAUCCAUUUCCCCCCUUCUCUAUCAGAUGCGAAGGGGCUGUGUAUUCUUUUUGCCCAGAAAUGUAGCCUGUGA
Crotalus tigris (Tiger rattlesnake) is the source of this 744-nucleotide messenger RNA. RefSeq names its product nicotinamide N-methyltransferase-like. Gene Ontology annotation, cellular component: cytosol. NCBI's taxonomy places the organism in Eukaryota, Metazoa, Chordata, Lepidosauria, Squamata, Viperidae. The transcript has 4 exons. The coding region runs from base 1 to 744 and encodes 247 amino acids. Gene Ontology annotation, molecular function: N-methyltransferase activity. The record is from RefSeq and is a predicted model, not a curated record.